AUGGCUACCUCCCUUCAAACCGCCCCAAUUGAUAUUAUGCAAGAGAAGCAAGCGAUGCGAGAAGCCAUCGAGGUGGAUCAUUUGCCAGUAGCUGUUUUGGAUGCAACAGCAGGUCAAGCAAAACCUAUUCCUGCGACAAUCAACGACACGAUGCCUGCCAAUCCGGUGCUUGUUCCAGCUGUCGACGACAAGGAACAGCUUCUGGCAUCCAUUGAAAUUCUCGCUCGGAAAGCUACAGCUAUGGCAAAAGAUGAGUCCAUUGAUAAGUCCACACGAUACGAGAUACGCACAGCAGCGCUAGUGCUUGCAGACUCCCUUGAGAGUCCCGUGGAACAAGCACUUCGUAUUGUCUUCGAGACGUCUCCACCUAUGGUGGCUAUGAGAAUUGCCAUUGAGGCUGGAUAUCUCCAAGCGCUGGAAGAGGGAAAGAUUCUGACAGCAGACGAGAUUGGCGAGCGCACAUAA
Cadophora gregata is the source of this 465-nucleotide messenger RNA. RefSeq lists its product as uncharacterized. NCBI's taxonomy places the organism in Eukaryota, Fungi, Ascomycota, Leotiomycetes, Helotiales, Ploettnerulaceae. The transcript has a single exon. The record is from RefSeq and is a predicted model, not a curated record. Bases 1 to 465 code for a protein of 154 amino acids.